Messenger RNA from Mauremys reevesii (Reeves's turtle), 1379 nucleotides. RefSeq names its product ras-related protein Rab-17-like. The coding region runs from base 550 to 1101 and encodes 183 amino acids. NCBI's taxonomy places the organism in Eukaryota, Metazoa, Chordata, Testudines, Geoemydidae. Gene Ontology annotation, cellular component: endosome. Gene Ontology annotation, molecular function: GTP binding; GTPase activity. The record is from RefSeq and is a predicted model, not a curated record. The transcript has 6 exons.
ACCUGCACGGUGGAUGCACCUGUGUUGACAGAAGAAGGCUUCCAUCGCUGAAGCGCCUGUCUGUCGGGGAAGUGGUGGCCUACACUAAAGGAAACCCCAUUUCUGUUGGUGUGGGCUGUGUCUAUACCACGGCGUCAUACUGGCCAAUACAGUGACAGAGCUAUGUCGGUACAGCCCCCCUGUACUGUACAUGUACCCGUAGGGUUAGACUCCCAUUAGGAUUCUUUUAAGCAUGUUGAGCUUGAAUGAUUGGAACGGGGGUGCAGGAAGGAUCAUAGAAUAUCAGGGUUGGCAGGGAUCUCAGGAGCUCAGCUAGUCCAACCCCCUGCUCAAAGCAGGACCAAUUCCCAACUAAAUCAUACAGCAUCAUAGAAUAGCAGAUAGAAUCACAGAAUAUCAGGGUUAAACUGGAGCCACGUCUCCUGCUACGCUGAGUGGGAAAUCGAGGACUUGGGCCUAACUCUUUAGAGUGUACGCAGCUAAUCAUCCGAGGGCCUUGGAGCGCACUGUCAAUGCCUUUUGAACAGGGUUCUCUCUUCUUUGCAGAAUAUGGCCCCGAGAAGAACGCAGCAGGUGGGGGCGGGGCCGUCCACGGAGCAAGCCUACAUCUCCAAGGUGGUUCUGCUGGGGAGCGCGGCCGUGGGAAAGUCAAGCACAGCCUUCCGCCAUGUGAAAAAGGACGUCAGGGAAUCCGUGCCCGCUGUGGGAUGUUCUUUCUUUACCCAGCUGGUAUGUUUAGAGACUGCCACGAUCAAGCUUGUGAUCUGGGACACUGCAGGACAGGAGAAGUACCAUGGUGUUUGCCAUCUUUAUUACAGAGGGGCCAAUGCUGCCCUUCUUGUAUUUGACAUAGCCAGAAAGGCAACUUUUGCGAGAGCAAAGCUAUGGUUGAGGGAAUUAGAGAAGGAAUUUCUUCCCGAUGAUCUCGUGAUUGUUUUAGUCGGCAAUAAGAUAGAUCUUGCUGCUCAGCGGGAAUUCACCUUUGAUGAGGCGGAGGAGUUUGCAAAGAGUGAAAGCUUAAUCUACAUGGAAACGUCGGCAAAAUCCAACCACCAAGUGACUGAGGUGCUUAUGGCCAUAGCUCCCGAGUUAUUGAAAUAGGAACAACAGAAGGAACCAGCCCCUCAGCCUCAGCCCUGGAAGAAGUCACGCGUGGACCUGCGAGAGCCAAGCAAUCACACUAAGAAGUGUUGCAUGAACUAAAGGAAAUGGCAGACUGACCUAAGUGUUCGAUUGAAGAACUGUACGAGAGGAGAUAUUGCCCAAUGCAAGGAACCUGAAAAGCGCUGCAAGUCUCCUCUCGCUUGUGUUUGCUCAGUGUUAUCAUUAUACAAGAAUACAGUGCAAAGUAGCUUCACAAAUAAAAACAGCAAAAAGGA